Messenger RNA from Eimeria mitis, 1779 nucleotides. RefSeq lists its product as uncharacterized. The record is from RefSeq and is a predicted model, not a curated record. NCBI's taxonomy places the organism in Eukaryota, Apicomplexa, Conoidasida, Eucoccidiorida, Eimeriidae.
AUGGCCCGCAAAAGUUUUCGCGUCUCGUCGCGAGCGGCGCCCGCGGGUGACUGGAUUACAGAGAUGAUGCGGGCAAUUGUCGGCGAUAACGGACUCGACGCGUUGGGUGUAUCGACAGAAGAUGCAGGGAAAGCGGUCUGCAAGAACGUCUUUCCAGUCGUUAGAAAGCACAUUGCUUUCAUCAUAGAGUACAAUAACGCUUACUUUGAAGCAGCCCUCGUAGAUGAAAUCACUCAGGGAGAGGGGCCAAUUGCAUCUAUGGAACUGCUGGAGAAAGUCAAAGAGGCAUCGCAAAGAAUCAAAGAACUUACGGCACUGGUUGAAAGCCAAACUGAGAAAAUGCGAGAGUUGGAAGCAAGCCUUGCCCAGGCAAAUGAAUUCCUCGACAAGGUUGAGAAUGUAAAAGAAGAUGCGCUGGCGGCAGCAGAGAAGAGCAGGGAGUUCGCGAAGAAAGAAGAAGAAAAGUUCCCCAAGACCAGCAAGGAGUUCAUAGAGCGGCUUCGCCUAGAAGUGCGAGACGAAGUCGCCCUAGAGCUUGCUGAACAGGCGACGGCGGCCACCGCGGCUUCAAAUGUAGAAACAGCUGAAAAAGAAAUACAAACAGACCCUGUUGCAUUAGACUCUCCUCAUGACAGCGUGCCUUUAGCUCCAGAUUCGGAGGCAAGCUCUGGCAAUCAACCACUGACAUCCGGGGACCGGGACCUCCUGCACAGCUGCCUCGCAGAAGUACGCAGGCUUGCUAUUCUUUCGAACCAGGGUGCUGGCGGCUCGAAUCUCGAUGUAUCGGUGAAUCGACAAGGUGUCUCGUUACGUAAUUCUUGUGUGGGUACUUCUGAGGGCAUUCGAGGGGGGCACCAAGGGAAUGUGUACGAACACGUGCCCUUGACAACGCUGCGUCUCAGCCCCAUUUGUCGUGCACCUCCUGAAAGAUCAGAACUCGAAAGCACCCGCAGCAUUCUCCUCUCGGCGCCACUCUCGCCUCCCGGCCGUUUGUCGUUAGAGCAGCAUUCAGACGAUUACAGAAACGCAAGAGGCGUUGACUUCGGUUGCAUCUGCCCAGCCAGUGAAGCUGCUUUCGCUGCUGCUGCUGCUUCUGCUGGGUCUUCCAACAGGCCCCCAGCGGCUGUUGAGACGGCUACGCUGCAGGAAACGCCACAGAUGCAGACGUUUGUGCAUUCGCAUAUGGUGUCGGCAGAACUGCCCGACGAGGUCAGCGUACACCCGACGCCAGAGUUCUCCCCUCUUGGUCCCUGCUCUCCAGCAGAAGGAAGCACCGCGUCGCUAGCGCUUUCGAGGGAAACAUCAGCAUCAGCUCUCAGAACACGCAAGUCACCGGCCGCCAAGGCACAAGGAAAGCUGCAAAUAUCAUUUGCAGAUGAACCCCUCUUCACCUCUGAUCCCCCCGGCAGCUCCAGCGCCUCCUCAACCGUUUUCAACUUAACAGAAAAUGCACAGCAGGAAAUUGCAUCUCCACAAGAACUACCAACGACAAAUCAAGCACCAGCACUACAUUCAAACGCAACAAGUCCUCUUCCGCCUGAACCCAAUGCCGUCGCAGCCGAAGUUAACGCUGCUGCUGCUGCUGCUGCCCCUGCUCCUGCUCCUUCUCCACCUCCUCCUGUUGCUGCUGCUGUUCUAAAUAUCCCACAAAACGACACCUCCUCAGUGGGAACAACGACAGAGGGUACGGUGUGGGAAAACCUGCACAAUAUACGAUGCAUACAGACACACACCGAAAGCUGCAGCGUCACCCCCCAAAACAUGUGCCUAGCUGGCUAG